AAUUCCUGCUGUUCAGCUUUUUUACCUUUUUCUUCUUUUAAUGGAUGUUUAUUUGAAUUGGGCCAUCUUACUUUUUGAAGUGGUCCUUGCCGUGGUGUGCUGCCUGGGCAAUGCGCUGGUGAUCUGGGCCGUGUGGACCUGUAGAGCUCUCAGACAGCCUGCCUUGUGCUUCAUCGCAGCUCUCGCAGUGGCUGAUUUCCUGGUGGGCUCGGUGACGAUCCCUCUGGAGGGGGUGGUGGGCUUUCAUUUCAACACCUCAUUCUAUGGCUGCCUUUUCAUGUGCUGUGUUUUCACACUGGUAGAAGUUGCUUCUGUAUUAUUGCUCCUGGCCAUCGCAGUGGACCGAUAUCUCCGUGUGCUCAUCCCUCUCCUGUAUAAGUCUACAGUCACCCAGAAGAGAUCAUGGAUUGUUGUCGCUCUUUGCUGGUUCACUGCUGCUGUUCUGAGUUUUAUUCCUAUGUUUGGAUGGAACAAUCAAAAGACUUUAAAUGGUACAACUUCUGGAAACUCCAUCAUCAAAUGCAGCUUCUUCACUGUGAUCCCCACUUCAUAUCUAGUGAACUUCAUAUUCCUCAGCUGUUUCCUCCCUCCAUUGGCCAUAAUGAUCGGACUGUACUCUUACAUCUUCCUGACCACUAGAAGGCAGUUAAGAGCACAAAUAGCCAAUGAUUCCACCAUAAAUUAUCAUAGAGAGCACAAGCUGGCCUCUUCACUGGCUCUGGUCUUGGUUCUCUUUAUUGUCUGUUGGCUUCCUCUUUUUUUUAUGGUCACUAUAAGAUUCUAUUGUAAGAAUAUCAACGUGACCUCCUCCGUGAUUGAUGUAGGUGUACUUCUGUCUCACUGUAAUUCAGCUAUUAACCCCAUAGUAUACGCAUUCAAAAUCCCCAAGAUAAAAGAGACUUUUAUAAAGCUGUGGCUGAGACUUAGUCAGAAACAGAGCAAACCGAAUGAUGCAAUAAAAAAUGAAAACAGCAAUAAAAACAACCCAGAGAAAAACACUGCUGUAACCAGCAGUACAGUAUCUGAAUCAGUUGUGUAAUAUUUCUGCUGCCAGUGACCUUUUAAACAAAUAGUAUGGGUCAGUUUUUCAACAGGUAUUAAGCCUAGUCUUAGACUACACAGCAGUAUCAAUGAAUCAAUGAAUCAAUGAAUCAACCAAUCAAUGAAUCAAUCAAUCAAUCAGUCAAUCAAUUAACCAAUCAACCUUUAUAUUGGCUGGGAAGUACAUUGUUUAUUUUCAGUGUAGCUGAUCAUUUACACAUACAAGGAUUGGCAUGACAAAGAAAAUUAUAGAAAUAUUGUAUUUAUAUUUAAAAUAACAGUUAAUAACUGCUGAAAUAUUGUAUUUAUAUUUAAAAUAACAGUUAAUAACAGAUAAAAAUUGAUACUAAUAAUCAAAAGAAGAUAAGAUGAAUACACCAAAAAAGCAAUUAAAGUUAAGCUAAAACUAACUUUUAUAUAUUUUAUAUAAUAAUAAUAAUAAUAAUAAUAAUAAUAAUAAUAAUAAUAAUAAUAAUAAGAAGAAGAAGAAGAAGAAGAAGAAGAAGAAACUAAUGUAACUGAUUUCAGACCACAACCCCCUUCCUUCUCUUUCAACCCCCAAUGCCCAAUAUAUAUGUAAGGGCUAAGUGCUGCCACUAUGAUCAGGAGAUCAUUGGUUCGAAUCCUGGUCCUGCAUCUAACCAUCAGCUGCCGGAGCCUUGAGAGAGCACAGUCGGCCUUGCUCUCUCUGGGUGGGUACUGUAGAUGACGCUCUUUCCCCCUUACCACUCCUAGGGUGAUGUGGAUCAGCACAAGGCUGCGUCUGUGAGCUGAUGUAUCCAAACCGAGUUGCUGCGCUUUCCUCCGAGCGUUAGCGCUGUGAUGCUACUCGGUAAUGCUGCAUCAGCAGCAGCUCGAAAAGAGGCAGAGUCUGACUUUACAUGUGUCAGAGAAGGCAUGUGUUAGUCUUCACCCUCCUGGUGUUGGGGUAUCACUAGUGAUAAGGGGAGUCCUGAAGAGAGGGUUGGGUAGUUGGCCGUGUAAAUUGUUGAGAAAAUGGGAAAAAAAUAGUAAGAAUAUUAUAAAAAUAAAAAAAGAUAUGUGAGCACUGUCAACGUUAAAUUGGUAACACACACAAUUAAUUUCUGUAAUGCAUUUUUUAUUUAUGUUUUUUAUGUAAUCUGUCCCACCCUCCCCCAAUGCCUGAUUAAUUUUUUUUUUUCUAGAGCGGUUCGCUUGUGGCUAGAAUGUGAUCUGCCCUCAAUCUGACCCAGCUAAUAAAUAUACUUCCUUUUAAUAGAGCUAAACUGCUGAUAAGGAACAGUUUUUAAUCUGAUAUAUUAGACAGAUAAUAUACUGUAAUGAGCAAACGCUGUCUCUGCUGCUGCUCCAUUCUAUUUACACACUAUACGUUUAUAUAUGUUUACACAGUUUAUAUUUUUAGCAUUGUGUGUUAAAGCAGCUUCACACUGCACAGCUAUACUCAGUUUAACACAGAAUCUUCACUGUUCACUGUUCCAUGUUUUCACCAUUUGUGGAUAAUGGCUCUCACUGUUGUCAGCUGGAGUCCUAUAACUUUAGAAAUGGCUUUAUAACAUUUUCCAGACUGAUAGACCUCAAUUACUUUUUUUCUUGUUUGUUCCUGAAUUUCUUUUGAUAUAAGCAUGAUGUCUAGCUUUUGAGCAUCUUUUGGCCUACUUUGCUUUGUCAGGCAGAUUCUAUUUAAGUGAUUUCUUGAUUGAGAACAGGUGUGGCGGUAAUCAGGUCUGGAUGUGGUUAGAGAAAUUGAAUUUAGGUGUCAGAAACCGCAGUUAAGGAACAACCCCUUUUUCACACAGGAUCAUGUAGGUUUGGAUUUUUUUUCUCCCUUAAUAAUGAAAUCCUUAAUUUAUGCUUAUUUAUGUAAUUUAUGAAAGGUUUAAGAGAGAAAAACUUGCAAAAAAAUUAAAAAUCAUGAAAGGGCGAAACACAUUUUCACAUCACUGGAUAUGUACCUUAUUGUAUAUGAGAAAAAAGUGAGGUAAAACUGUUUUUUACCUAAAGGACUGUAAUGUAUUAAGAGUGGGUAUGUGUUAUUAUUUGCUGAAUAGAAGGUAAUCUCCUAUGUGAGGCUUUUUAUUUAUUUUUAUUUUUGAUGCAUUUUUUGUUGUAUCAUUUUCUAUAUGUCAUAUUUUAGAUUGAAGUUUUGAAAA
Molecule: messenger RNA, 3173 nt
Organism: Astyanax mexicanus (Mexican tetra)
Lineage: Eukaryota; Metazoa; Chordata; Actinopteri; Characiformes; Acestrorhamphidae
Product: adenosine receptor A1-like
Exons: 2
Coding region: 41-1039 (332 amino acids)
Biological process (GO): G protein-coupled adenosine receptor signaling pathway
Cellular component (GO): dendrite; membrane; synapse
Molecular function (GO): G protein-coupled adenosine receptor activity
Source: RefSeq, a predicted model, not a curated record